Molecule: messenger RNA, 1826 nt
Organism: Carassius auratus (goldfish)
Lineage: Eukaryota; Metazoa; Chordata; Actinopteri; Cypriniformes; Cyprinidae
Gene: serpinf2a
Product: serpin peptidase inhibitor, clade F (alpha-2 antiplasmin, pigment epithelium derived factor), member 2a
Exons: 8
Coding region: 165-1541 (458 amino acids)
Biological process (GO): negative regulation of endopeptidase activity
Molecular function (GO): serine-type endopeptidase inhibitor activity
Source: RefSeq, a predicted model, not a curated record
AAACAAAAUGAUGACACAAGUCAAUGGAUGAUGAAACAUUAACCAACAGCACAGUGUCUGAGAACAUUCUACUCUAGUCAUCUGUUCUGGAUCUAGAUCAUUCACUCUCCCUGUAUUUAUCACCUCUUUAUUGUCAACAUUUUGGUUAGGCCGACAAUAAGAACAUGAAGCACUGUCUUAUAGUGCUUAUAACACUCUGUUUCUUUAGGUUUGGACUGUUGGUUUCUAAUGAAACAGAUGAUGGCAAAGUGAAUUGCAAUGAUGUCUUAAGCCUGGAAGCUCAGCGAGCAGUUGGAGGUGCAGUGGCUAAACUGGGAUUGGUGCUUUUAGAAAAACUACAGCCUGGGUCUGAGCAACCAAACAUAAUCAUAUCACCUCUCAGUGUUUCUCUUGCACUUGCUGAGCUUGCUUUGGGUGCAAAGAACAAGACAGAAGACAAGUUGUUGGAAGUUCUUAAUGCAAAAGGCCUGCCCAAUUUUCAUGAAACCUUAAGCUGUCUCCAAGAACAACUAACUGUCAAAGCUGUCACAAUGGCAUCUCGUCUCUACCUCAUACCAGAUGUUAGGGUGAACCAGGACUUUGUGGACAGAGCUCUGAACCUGUACAAAUCUGAACCUGCACAUCUGACCUCCAUUGAGGAAGUCAAUCGUUGGGUGGAGGAAUCCACCAAAGGUCACAUAACCAACUUUAUGUCCAGUCUUCCACCAAAUGUUAUUCUAAUGCUGAUAAACACCAUUCAUUUUAAAGGUGAGUGGCAAUCCCGAUUUGAUUCCAAGUUCACUGUAAAGGAUAUUUUCUACAUUGACAAAAAUACCUCUGUCCAAGUGGACAUGAUGAUGGGAUCCAAAUAUCCACUCAGCAUGUUUGUAGAUAGAAAAGAUGGCACUCAGAUUGCAAGAUUCCCUUUUCAAGGAAAUAUGAGUCUUCUGGUGAUAAUGCCUGUGCCAGCACAUGGAAAUCUGCCAAUCGCAGCUGCCAAGCUCAACAUAUCGGACAUGUAUGAAAAUUUUCAAAGCGAGAAGUCGAUGCAUGUUAAACUACCUAAAUUCAAAUUACAGUAUAAGCAGGAUCUGCGACAAGCACUAACAAGCAUGGGUCUGGGCUUGCUGUUUACUGGGCCUGAUUUAUCUAGAAUCGCACCAGUUCCGUUAGUGGUUUCAGGCAUACAACAUGCCUCAAGCAUGGAGCUGAGUGAGGAGGGGGCCGAGGCUUCAGCCGCAACCUCUGUUACUCUUGUGCGCACAAUUCCUACUUUUGCGGUCAACAUGCCUUUCAUCUUCGCACUGGUGGAUGAUGCCUCUUACAUGCCUCUCUUCCUGGGUAUGGUCACCAACCCCAACCCUGGAGCGACAACGGAACAAAGCGAUGACCCAAAAAUUGAAACUGAAAGCACCAUGAAGCCAAGCAAAGUGUCACAGAAUGAUGGGACACUGAAUGAUAGUCCACAUAUGGAAAACAUGCUAAGUUACAUGUUGAAUAUGUGGAAGGAAACCGUUCCUAAGCAGUUCUUCAGACAUCAAGAGAUGGAGGAUGGUAACUAAAAGGAAAAGAUGGAUCCGUCCAUAUUACAGUACAUAUUUUGCCCAAUUAAAAUGCAGUGUUUUGAUGCUCAUGGCCUACCAUUGAUGGAUGUCAUUUUUAGCUUGACAUGAAUGAAGCUGUUCAAUGGCAUCUACCCUGAUUAAAGUUUAUGUAAUGGAUAAUGUCCAGUCAGUCUGGUUAUUAUUGCAAAAUAAUUUUGCAAUAAUAAUUGGUGGACUAUACAUUUUCUCAGGUAUUACACAGCUACUUGCCAAAUAAAUAAAUAUAUGGACAUGAAAAAAAAA